Messenger RNA from Cladophialophora psammophila CBS 110553, 1065 nucleotides. RefSeq lists its product as uncharacterized. NCBI's taxonomy places the organism in Eukaryota, Fungi, Ascomycota, Eurotiomycetes, Chaetothyriales, Herpotrichiellaceae. The record is from RefSeq and is a predicted model, not a curated record. The coding region runs from base 1 to 1065 and encodes 354 amino acids. The transcript has a single exon.
AUGUACUUCUUCUCGUCCGUGACUCCAUCGAAGGAUGUCGAAAAGACCUCGAGCUUCAGCACAGUCACCUUUAAGAACAGAGCCGCGUGGCUUUUAUGGAAGAAUCAAGAGUUUUUGUCCCAGCUUCAAACACUGGUCAACUGCUUGGAUGCGUUGGACAGGGACAUCCUGCGCUUGGACAUGGUACAUCCACCCCUGAUCCUGGUGGGUGGAAACCUCGCUCCACCCGCUUAUGAUGACGGAGACUUGGAAGAAGACAAACACAAUGGUGGAGAUGUACAAAUGGCUCCCAGCAGAGGAGGGGAGAAACCGCCAUUUCCGUGCAGCCCGACAAAGAGACUACGCUCGUGUAACAACAGCACCAGCCAGAUCAACUUGAACAGUUUGGCCGAGUCUCAACGUACAGCCGAAGAAUCUGUGUCUUCGCUUCAUAAUGAUAACAGUGAUAAAAGCCACAGAUCAGAUAAUCGAUCACCGCCACGAGCAUUCAACGGACAAGAGAAUCUCAGUACACGGAAUAUGGGGGAAUACGCUGAUCAGUUUGACAAGGAUACUCUCGAGCUUAACCCCACUGGGCUGGGAUUAUCAUUUUUGCAGACUGGCUCGAACACAAGACAAGUGAGAUUCUUGCAGCUGAAUCAAGACCAUACCCUGUCUCCAGUGCAGCGGCUCCAGGAUGUGUACAUCUCAGAGUUCCCAGUAACACAUGAUACGACCCAGAGCGUCGACGCCUCGCACCCCAUGCCAUAUUCUUACUCUUCGAAUAAUCCCUGGCGGAAUAUUCAGGCCAACAGAUCUCCACCAAUUCCUGUUGAUCCACCCGAUGCUGAUCAUGGACAGGUCCCUGCAUUUCCUCCACCUCCAGAGAACGAUUGCGCCCGCUCAAGUACCAUAACCAGCUCAACCUUAAGCAACGAUGGAGAAGGUACCGCCAAGAACUUCCUCGACCACUGGCCUACGGCACCUGCCGCUCUGCUGGAUGGUAACGGUCUGACCGACGGCCUGUUGCCGGUCGAGCCUCAAGAGAAGAAGGUCAAAUGGCGGCGGAAAUCGGAUUUCAUUUGA